Molecule: messenger RNA, 420 nt
Organism: Phycomyces blakesleeanus NRRL 1555(-)
Lineage: Eukaryota; Fungi; Mucoromycota; Mucoromycetes; Mucorales; Phycomycetaceae
Exons: 2
Coding region: 1-420 (139 amino acids)
Source: RefSeq, a predicted model, not a curated record
AUGUCAAACCUGAAAAAAAACAAAGACAAUACGUUGCAUCACGAAAGCCCUGUGAUGCAGCGUAUUAUUAAUUACCCAAAAAAUCCUAGGGUGGUAGUUUCUGCUCCCAAAGGACCAGGUCAACACAAUUUUGCCUUUGACGAUAUCGGAAAGACCUGCUCACUUUAUGGAAAAGAUUUCGAUCGCGUAUGGAAUCUACGACGCCACCUUACCAAAUAUCAUAAGUUAGCAACUCAUAUUGCUAACGAUAUUAGCCCUCAAUAUGCCGAUAGAAACCUAGCGUCACAAAGACAGACCACGAACACUGCCGAGCCGACCGCCCCUGAUCACAAUGACGAUUCCGUUAACGAAGACCUACACGUUGAAUCCGAUUUGGAGGAUGACGACAGCAGUUUCUUAACACAGAUUCUAAAGAGCUGA